GGGUGGACAAGGCAUCAGUCGAUCAAUACAUGUUUUGAGAACAUCAACAAUCACCUAGAACAUUCAAGAAAUCAAUUUUUUCCAAAUCAAAAUGAAAUUCGUUUACUUUUUGUCUGUUUUUGUCGUUUUGGCGAUGCAAUAUGCAUCAGGAGCUCCUGCUACCGAGCAGGAAUCUCAAUCACAGCUUGAUAAAGUGGCUGCUGCUCUGCAACACAUUCAAAAUAUGGCUGAUGGUUUACCGCUGAUUACUAACAUGACGCAACAAGUGUUGACCGAAUUGGAAUUGUUCCGUGGAUCCGGAUUGUUCUUUGCUAAUCCCUGCUCGUUCUUCCAGGGUAUUUUCCGUACAUUCUAUUGUACCAUUGCUUCUUUUGAUCCACAAAGGAGUAACGCUGCCGUUCAAGGAGUUCUCCAGUUUUUGAAUGCCAACAACAUGUUCUACAACUUUGCGUCCAACUUCUUCUGCCCAUUCCAACUUUUUGGCGGUGGUGGUAGCUCUGGCAGCACCCCUGGCGGUGCCCUAGGUGGAACCACUGCAACCAUCAACUGUGCUAACAAUGGAGCCACUGGAAGUUCCGGUUUCACCGCCAACCUGGACGAUCCCUCUGUAUUUAUGACUUUGUAAACACAGCAAACAAAACUAACGACAACCACGAUAAAACCUUGGCAAAACAUGGCAAAACUAUACAAAAUGUUAUUAUUAUUAGUUAUUUAUUAGAAACUGUGUUCAUGAUGAUGAUUUAUUGAUUCUUACUGCAAUAAAAAAUUAAUUAUACAAA
Molecule: messenger RNA, 779 nt
Organism: Dalotia coriaria
Lineage: Eukaryota; Metazoa; Arthropoda; Insecta; Coleoptera; Staphylinidae
Exons: 3
Coding region: 92-625 (177 amino acids)
Source: RefSeq, a predicted model, not a curated record